CCUCACAACGGGCACGUAUCGUGAACGUUAUCAGAUAUGCUUUCCGCCGUCGCCGGUCUCUCGCGCAUCCCGCCGCCUCGGCAAGAAGACGGGGGCGAGUUCCCUCUCCUCCGCGACUGCCACUACUCCUCCAGCCGUCCGUCGCAGCAACCGGUGGCUGUUGCUGGCUCGUGGCCCAGUUCCGAGUCGGAGCCUCCGGCGUCGGCGAUGGAGAACUACGAGCCCCUCCCACCGCCGCAGUCUCAAGCGACUCGGGAGCCGGUGUGCCUGUGCUCGCGGGACGAAAACGGCAAUGGAGACACCGAGGGCUACGUACAGCUUCGCAACCCACACCUGGCGAAUCUCAGCUCGGACCACCUCUACCACCUUGCCUUGUCCACUACCACGCAUUCUCUGGUGGACAUGUUCGGUGAUGUCAAGUUCGUGUGCAUGGGUGGCACGCCGUCGCGCAUGGAGCAAUUCGCUCGGCUCGCCAAGGAGAAGCUCGGUCUCAAGUUGCCCACUGGCACCGACCUCUGCGACCUGAGCCAUUAUGCCGGCCGCUACUCCAUGUACAAGGUUGGACCCCUCCUUUCCAUCAGUCAUGGCAUGGGCGCUCCAUCCCUGUCCAUCCUGUUGCAUGAGGUGUUCAAGCUGCUGCACUACGCCCGCUGUCGGGACGUGCUGGUGAUCCGCAUCGGCACCAGCGGAGGUGUUGGCGUGCCCCCUGGUUCAGUCGUCGUGAGCACCGGUGCUGUGAAUGGUCUCCUACGGGAGGAACUAGACAUGCAUGUGCUCGGCAAGCUCGUGUCCCGUCCUGCCAAGUUGGACGCAAAGCUGGCCGAGGAGAUUGCAGCCGAAGCCCGCCGCUCGCUGUCUGGGGUCAAUGUGGUUUUGGGAAAGACAAUGUGCGCCGAUGACUUCUACGAAGGUCAAGGCCGGUUGGACGGUGCCUUCUGUGACUACACGGACCGGGAGAAGCUGCAGUUCCUAGAACAGUUGCGCUCCAUUGGCGUGGUCAACAUCGAAAUGGAGGCCACCCUCUUUGCUGCCAUGUGCCACCAUGCUGGCAUCAAAGGUGCCGUGGUGUGCGUUACCUUGCUGGACCGCCUGAAAGGUGACCAGGUCACUGAACCCAAGAGCGUCAUGAGCGAGUGGCAGCUGCGUCCCCAGCACGUAGUGUUGCGCUUCAUACAGCAUCGCCUGGCAACUGCCGGGUCGUCAUCCUAGUAACUUCACUAACAUCCUCACCCUUCACCACCGAUUGCAGUUCAGUAAACUUUUCAAACAACACAAAAAAGCUUACUUCUGUCACAUCUUGUUUCACUAAUGAGAACUAACACACAAUUAGGCCAAGGAAAUUAUAGGAAGCGUUAUUAAUAGUUACUAUACCAUAAAUCCGAACAAAAAAAAGUGGGAUAAAAGAUAUCUUUGCACUGGUAGGGCGAACCUGCGACCUCUGAAUAACGCGUCCAAUGCUCUACCAGCUGAGCUACUACAGUGUUAGUCAUCUCCUAUUUUAAGGCCAUGUGUGGCACAGUCAACUAUUCCUUCAGCAAUUACUGGAGAAAUAGCUUUAUGUGCUUUGUUAUAGAGUUCCUUUUUAGGUUAGCACAUUGUGCGAGAUCAAUAUCCUUGAUGAAAACAUCUUGUCAUGCGUUAAAGUUGCAUAACAUAUCACCCAACAUCUCGUCUGAUGACAUGUUCUCACCAAAACAGUAGUAACAGCUAGUCAAGGGACUAAAGGAGCGAUUUCUAGCUGACCGAGAACUGAUUGUAAAUUCCAGGCCAUGUUCUGCACCUAAUGUAUGGCUCGUGUGUGUUCAUGGGAGUCUCAAGUAUGGAUCCGCAGUGUUUUCUGGUGACGCUCAAAUAAUGUCGCAGGGCCGGCCCCUUAUAUUUAGAUAUAAGUGCACUUUAAAAAGCACCAAGUUAUCAAAGUUAAUCACAAGGGCAUGCCUUGUAAUCAUAUAUUGUAUGUUUGAAACAGACAGCCCAAAAUUAAAGUUCUUAAAAUGGUAUAAUUGGUUCAGGGGGUGGGGGGAAGGGCUCAAAAGAAAUAAGGGCUCGUUCAUUUGUGUUGCACAACUUCAGUAAAAAUGAGCAGAUAGUGAAUUGUAUAAUAUUGAUAGGCAUAAUAAACAGUGUCCGAAAACAUUA
Molecule: messenger RNA, 2139 nt
Organism: Rhipicephalus microplus (southern cattle tick)
Lineage: Eukaryota; Metazoa; Arthropoda; Arachnida; Ixodida; Ixodidae
Product: uridine phosphorylase 1
Biological process (GO): nucleotide catabolic process; uridine catabolic process
Cellular component (GO): cytosol; cytoplasm
Molecular function (GO): uridine phosphorylase activity
Source: RefSeq, a predicted model, not a curated record